AUGGCGAUGGAUGCGACAACUGCAUGCCAUUUGAUGAGUGAUCCGUUUGCUGGGCAUGAGCAUUCAUACGCAGUACCUAUUCGAGUCAUUGAGAAGGUCGUUCAUGGAACAACGACAAAUAUCGCCGUUCUUGGUAAACCACGCAUUCUUGGUGCAGUGGAACCAGUAGCCGUUCAGAGACAGUUCGUAAAAUAUUUGCUGAAGUCAGCAUAUGUUUCGAAAAAAGCCGAAGUGAAUGUUGAACCGAGCGAGCUAUUGACCAAGAAACUGAAGGCAGACUCAGGUGAAACACAAAGCGGCUUCUGCGAUCCUCUUGACUCUAUACUCCCUUCUCUUGAAACGCUCUCAAGCCAUACUGGAGCUUCUAAUACAUCCAUUCUUUCAGACAAUGGUAAAACAUAUUCAAUAUUCUCGAUUAUUGGAUCGAAUAUCUUGGUGCGCUCUCAUCCAGCCCCACUUUGUUCCGAAGGGCAUCAGUCUCUGAAGUAUAUGGCAUUAUCUUUCCAGCCAAAAGUCGAAUAUGUCCCUAACGCAGGAGCAAUGCGUUUGCUCGAAGCGGAAGCCCUCUGGAAUCAUUGCAAAGAAAUUUUCAAGCAGUCAGCUAAUCACGCCCUCUUCAGGACUCAUUACAUGGCGAAGGAUUUGCUGCAGAUUCAGCAUUGGGCAUCGCAAAGUUUCGAAGUAAUAACUGGAAGUGAACAACAAUGGACUGGACCUACCCAUCGGCAGGACGCGAAAAGGAUGAUGUCUGCGUACACUUCCCGUUUCGCUCGACUACUCGAAGAAGUUAGUCAUCUUCCUCAUGGUGAUUACAUGCUCGUCAACAGGAAUGAUGGCGUUGUUAAAAUUCUGCCUCAGCUGAAAGAGAAUAUGAGCGUGUAA
Messenger RNA from Cooperia oncophora, 882 nucleotides. The record is from the annotation of a GenBank genome assembly. Lineage: Eukaryota; Metazoa; Nematoda; Chromadorea; Rhabditida; Trichostrongylidae.